Effrenium voratum is the source of this 2592-nucleotide messenger RNA. The record is from the annotation of a GenBank genome assembly. Lineage: Eukaryota; Dinophyceae; Suessiales; Symbiodiniaceae.
CAAACUCAUUGCGGCACAUCCGAAACCCUGCGCCAUGGCAUAUCGCGGAGUUCACUUUGGGCAUCGCGCCGGCAACAUCGUACGUUGGACGGUGGCGAGCGUCUUGGGGAUUUUGUCUGCGAUUUUACUAUUCCUCCACCGAUAUUUGGCGACCAUAUUCUUGGUCUUGUUCAUUUAUUUCAUUUUGUCAUUCGUUCUGAGAGCCCACACUGAUCCGUUCCCAGCGCCACUUCGCAUCAUCGGUGGCGUCGGGAUUCUUUUGAGCACCGCGUUCGUCACUUCCCUUCCGUGGCUCCUGUAUGGCGGCAAAGGGGCAUGCCGGGCUUCUCGUGGAACCUCCAAGACUCCUUGGGAUCUAGGCUUUGAUGAGCAUUGGUUGGACCUAAGCUUGCGCUUUGUCUUCCUUUGGCCCCUUGCGAUGCUUGCAAUUUGGGUCACCUUAGCAGACCAUCCGCCAUCUGCUUACGUCAGACAAGCGGUCAGAUGCAUAAUUUUUGCGUGGUUCGGCAAGCUGAUACAUACCAUUACUGUCACGGUGGAUUCCUGCGUUGUCCCGGACUACAAUGAUGAAGGCGUUAGACCACUGGACUCCGACUCAGCCUAUUUCAGCGUCUUUGGCAAUAGCACCCAUUUCGUGGCAGACGUGUGGUUUCUGCAGCUGGUGGUCGAGCAGCUUGUGGCCUUUCAGGCUGCAUAUGGCGAGUCCUUGCAGUGCACCUCCGGGAUUGUGUGGCUCUCACGGCUGAUGAUUCCAAUGGUGACUAUGCAGGCUUUCGGUGUGAUAUCGCGUGUCGUGGCGCUGGGCAAUUCCAUUAUGUUGUCUCUGGGUGUUGUCUCUAUGUGCUUUUUGCUUUGCAGAGCUUAUAUGGUGCCUUACAACUACCUCUUGAAAGCACAGAAACUUGAUGUGAACAAUGCUUUGUCCGCAGAACUCGAAAAAGAGACGACCUUUGCCAUGCGCAUCAUCCACAAAUCCCAGCUGGGGUCGCUUGUGGGCUCAUGCGGCAUGAUUUUGGCUUUCCUUUCGUUCGGCCUCGGUGACUAUAUUUUGCCUAAGAGUAAGGCGUGGUACUUGAUCUGGGUGGUUACCUCAAAUGUGGAUUCCUUGGGCAUCAUGUCAUCUCUGGUUAUGCAGUCCGGCGUGAAGAUAAAGUGUCGACCCCGAACGGGGUCGACGAGCGAGGGAGGCUUGAAACUAUUCGCUCUGAACCUCGAAAGGACAGCGACUCAUUGCUUCAACGGGGCAAAGGACGAACGGGCUGAAGAAUGGCAGGAGAAGGUGGCUGACUUGGCCUUGAGGCGGGUCUCUGUGGAGGUGCUGUUGCAUUUUUUUCUUCAGCUAGGGCAGGAGGAUGCAAUGCCCCAUUUUGACACAAAGAAAUCCACCACCAACGACGUGGUUCGCCAUAUGGUGAUCCCCAACAGUCGGGAUGGCCGCAUGGGCCGAUCCUUCGCCGAGAAGUUUGGGCCAAAAGCCUCUGCGACGCCGAGGAUGGUGACGCACCACUGGUCCAACCGCUUCUGCGACCUGGUGGCCGCCGUCUUGGCUGACGCGCUGGACCUCAAGCGCUGGGAUGUGGUCGCCGGGCGUUUGAGGUCCUCGGAGGGGGUCGAAGAGUUGAAGGAGGCGCUCUAUGCACACGGCGUCUUGCACUGGCAGUACUGGAUCUGUGCCUUUUGCAUCAAUCAGCACGCCAGCAUUUGUGGCACCUCCAUGGGAAUCCGGGAUACUGUGACACAGGAGGUUCUGCCCAGCUGCGAUUGUGCUACGCCCAAGUACCUCAACGACCAGCCAGUCCGAUGCGAGAUGAACAAGUUCGAUGACAUGAUGGCGUAUCUGCAUCGUGAGUGCCCCAAGUUUCUGCAGGUUGUUGCCAUUGAUGUCGAAUUCAUGAUCUUCUCCCGUGCAUGGUGUGUGGCAGAGCUGGUGCAAGCCGACGCCAGCCAUUUGGAACAGCACAUGAUGAUCCACUCGCCCUCUGCUUUAGAGAAAAACUCGGGCAGGUUGAAAUCGAUUCAGGUUCAGGACUGUUCGGCCUCAAGGGAGGAGGACAAACUGGCGAUCCUCGCCAAGAUCGGCACUGAAGAGGAUGUGGACAACUUCAACCACCACCUUCAGCAGAUCCUUCUGGGCAAUGGAGGCUUGUUGGCAGAUUGGCUGGACGGUCAGAAGCUGUUGCAGGAGGUUGGUGCGAUCUCUGCCAGGGCAAAAGCACGCGUGGAGGAGGCCGCAGAGCCCGGCGUGGAAAUGCUGGACCCUUCGGAUGUGGAUGUAUGACUUGAUGCAAGGAACUCAGCGGCUCCCAUUUACCCACUUCCCAAGGUUCUGCUUUUUGAACAGUCCAUUUUGGAUGUAAGCAGUUUGUUUUCUUUGGGUCCAUCCCACCAGGAAGUCGCGUUUUAGGAGAUGCUCCUACUGCAGGUUGUUUGGCCGAAGGCCAAGGUACGAGGACCUUUAAAGGGCUCCUCCUACCCCGACCACGUGCGCAGGGAGUUGACGGCUCUUAAAGGGCUGUCCUCGAAUUUGAAUUUUGCCGCAGGCGACAAACAACAAUGUCGCACGCAGAUCGCCGGGUAAAGUUUAAAGGGAAA